AUGACAGGCUAUCGCUUUGGACCUCACCUUAUUUUAGAAUCUCAAGUCUUUUUCAAGUCAAACUUAUCCAUUGGUAUUGUAAAUUUGAAACCAAUCGCACCCUCAACGCCCAUUAUAGAUGUGCUCGUAUUGCCUAAAAGAAACACACCAAGAUUAGCUGAUUUGGACAGGGAUGAAACUGUAGAUUUAAUGCUAUCCGCUCAAAAGAUUGGCAAUGCCCUUGAAAAGCAUUAUGGAUGUACAUCGCUCACCAUGACAAUCCAGGAUGGACCACAAGCAGGACAAACAGUUCCUCAUGUUCACAUGCAUAUUAUUCCACGUAAAGCUGGGGAUUGGGAAAAUAACGAUGAUGUAUACGAAGAAUUAGACAAGAAAAAGCAAGGAGUAGACAAUGAGGACAGGACGCCGCGUACUGAGCAAGAGAUGAGUCAGGAGGCUAGCGAAUUGAGGCCGUAUUUCGGUUUAGAUUGA
Molecule: messenger RNA, 471 nt
Organism: Mucor velutinosus
Lineage: Eukaryota; Fungi; Mucoromycota; Mucoromycetes; Mucorales; Mucoraceae
Product: Protein vip1
Exons: 3
Coding region: 1-471 (156 amino acids)
Molecular function (GO): catalytic activity
Source: RefSeq, a predicted model, not a curated record